This is a messenger RNA of Puccinia graminis f. sp. tritici CRL 75-36-700-3, 497 nucleotides long. RefSeq lists its product as uncharacterized. The transcript has 3 exons. The coding region runs from base 1 to 378 and encodes 125 amino acids. NCBI's taxonomy places the organism in Eukaryota, Fungi, Basidiomycota, Pucciniomycetes, Pucciniales, Pucciniaceae. The record is from RefSeq and is a predicted model, not a curated record.
AUGAAGCUCUCCAUAACAAACUCGUUCGGGAUCUCAAUGGUACUCUGGCUAUUCCAGCUCUUAGCGUCUCCGGUAGCUUGCCAUGGAUGUGAUAAAGCUGGCCAAGACCGGGCCGACGGCAUUCGCUUCCAAUAUCCUCACUGUGCAAGCAAAGGAAAGCGAGUGGUUAGGGGAACAAUAGUUGGCGGCAGCCACGUAACAACCUCGGUAGAAUUCGUCGCGCCUCCUUGGAAUGUUGAUCAUUAUGACUGCUCCGCAAGCGAUUAUUAUAAAACCGAAGCAUGCUGCAAAAUGCCAAAUCCAAGGUUCAUCUUGCCUCUUGAAUAUGCACUCAAGCUUUGCACCCGCCCAGAUGGCCAUCCGCUAAUCAUAAAGUAGUUCUUUGGCACCAAUCACCCAGUCGAAACAGGUUAAUUGAGAACCAAUCAGUUCAACAGAUUCUGUAAUAAUCUCAUCGCUCUUCGAAAGAUGCUCGCUCCGGCAACCUUCCCCCCCCC